CAAUAAUAAAAUUUUUAUUCUGUAUUAAGUGUUUAUCCCACCCUAGUGUGCGGAACUGCGACGUUUAUUUUUACACUGUACAUCAUUGACUAUGCAAAAUGUGGGCCCAAACAUAUCGGCAAAAGUGUUCAUCCUGUGGCGUGGAGCCGCGCGAGGAAGUCCUCCGAGUUGAAGAUGGUAGGAUUGUAUUUCCAGGUAGCACGUUGGAGCUCUUCCACUCUCGACUAACGGACGAGGAUCUACACGCUAUUCUACAAGCUGCCGUGUCGAGUUUACCAUUAAGUGAGUUAGUUCUGCCGUACAACAAUAUUACUUCCGUUGGUUGCAAAUACCUUUCGGAAGUCCUGCGGCGUGAUCUGAAUACAAUAAUGGUGAUCGACCUUUCUUAUAAUUCGAUCGAAAGUGAUGGAAUUGAUGAAUUGGCAAACGCAUUGGCAUCUAACCGAAGCGUGAUUCAGCUGAACCUUUCUGGCAAUCCGCUUGGGGGCUCUUGUGGUGAUGCCUUCGCAUCAAUUUUAAAGCAAAAUUGCUGUCUGAGUACACUUGAUCUGCAUAGCAUAGAUUUAAAUCUCAAUGCACUCAUUCCCAUAUGCCAUUCCCUUUCCCAGAAUACUGGGCUCAGUACUUUGCGCCUUGGUAGACCGCUCAUUAGUAACCCCGAGGACAUAAACUACGCGGCCCAUUAUAUCGGUCUUGGCCUUCGUGAAAAUGUAACGCUACGGGAGUUGGAUCUGAGCUACUUUAAUAUGUACGAUAGACAUUUUGAGUCCUUACUGCCUUCAUUGUCCCUUUGUGGAAUUAUUCGACUUUCUUUGAAGGGGAACAAGUUUUCCCCUGGGGCAGGUCCUUUACUUGCUGAAUUGUUAAACGCACGCGAUAAUUUCGACACGUUGGAUAUCAGUGCGAACCGGCUAGGUGACGUGGGUGCUGCGGCACUAGCUCACGCUGUUGGCCAACACACCAGCUUGCAUGCGCUAUUCUUAGGCAACAACGGGAUCGGUGAAAAGGGUUUAGAGGCGUUGGCAGAGGGUGUCAAGAAUUGUGCUUCCUUACAACGGCUAGAGCUUUGGGGAAACGCUCUUGAUACCCCUGCAGCGGCACGCAUGAUGUUUUGCAUACAUGAGAAACUUGAUCGUCUUGAGUACACAGACUUCAAGGUAUAUUUUGUGGAUGGUAGCCCUGCAAUUUACAAGACAUCUUAG
This is a messenger RNA of Phytomonas sp. EM1, 1202 nucleotides long. The record is from the annotation of a GenBank genome assembly. NCBI's taxonomy places the organism in Eukaryota, Euglenozoa, Kinetoplastea, Trypanosomatida, Trypanosomatidae.